GAACAUUUUCAUAAUUUUUUUUUGAGAGAAACGUAAAGUGAUAGUUUGUACUAUAGUUCAUAUCAGCAUAUGCCAGUGGUGAGUACGCCCUUCGUUCUGGAGCUCCGCCCUCCUGAGGAGUUUGUUUUGUCAAGAACUGGGGAAAGUUUAAGCCAGAGUACCACAAGAAAUAACUUCUCCGCGGCAGUGAACAGCAUUAUCAUCACGGAGGAGCCUUAUGAAGGUCAUCCGGAUGUGAUUAAGCCUGGGAAGACUAAACCCCAGAAGCAAUCAAAGCUGAGUGAAGCGCCAGUUUGUGUUUCUUUGGUUGCAAACAUAGAUCAUUUGAGUUCAAAUGUAGCAGCUGUCGUAUCCCUUGCUGAGGCCGCAAUCGCGGAGGAAUCCACUAGCAACUGUAUAACUCUAGCGAGCUAUAUUUUCAACUCUAAUCUGGAAGCUAUCAAAUCUGAGACAAGAGGUGCUAGAAGCGAGGGGAAUCCUGCAACGGCUUCUCAGGAUGCUAACGCGUCGAGAAGCUCUGCGAGUGCGUCUUGUUCCCCUUUAGGUUUCGAUGUUUACCACUUAACCUUGAAGAGACCUCUUUUGUUUAACUCUGAUACUGGUAAUGUGCGUUCGCUUAGAGUGAAGGCCUCUGCCAUGGGGGAGCUAGAGAGCACGAAUAAUUAUGGUGAAAAUGAUAGCAAUCGCACGAAAGCUUCAAAAUCAUACCACGGACCACGGAGGUUUGUCGUACGUUUAAUAGGAAUUCAACAAACUGUGCUGACGGAUGCACAAGUUGCUCUUUUUUCUUCUUAGGCCUAUAAUUCGGAAGAAAGAAAAACUCGCUUCUGUGGUACAUGUGCUUAUCCAUGUUCUGACAAGACGACUUCUGUGAAUCAUGCCAACAUUAAUGAAAAACUUGGAAUGACUUCUCAAAAGCAGCGUAUUAUAUUGUUAUGAUUGCCGUUUAUAUAUAUUUUUUAAAGAAGAGAAUAAUUCGCACGCGUUACGUUUAACUAAUAGAUGUUAAAAAGUAUAUAAAUAGAGAAAGUGAGCGCUAUGAUAUAGCGUAAAAGAUUCUCCGUGAUGUGAUAUUGUAUUAUUUGCGUUUGUGUUAGUAUAAUUUAUGGUGUAAAUCUUUUCUUUUUUUAGAAAUUAUUAUUUUUAUCCUUACCAAAGCAUUUCACAUAGUUAGUCCAUAUAGGAAUGGAUUCUUAUUAACAUUCAUUUCACUUAUCCAGAUUCCAUUAUUUUUUUAUCAACACAUGAUCCCACCUAAGUUUGAGAGGUAGUGCAAACCUAACGUGCUGGGGAGAGCCCCAAGUCCCUCUUUCGAAUCUUGCAUUGUUGAUGCUAGAGCUACGCAUUGGGAGGUAAGCAAUUCAUCUGAAGCGUUCAUCUCGGACGUGCUAUGGAUCUUCUCACAUGAGUCAUAUGAGGGUUGUUUGCGGACAAAAGUUGUGAGGUAAGUUUGCUAUGUUUACUUUAGGAGUGUCGCAAUAUCUUCACACAAGCGAGCAUCAGGGCGUUCAUCCAUACCACGCAGAGAGGCUCUCAUACAGCCGAAUGAUACUGAAGCGAGGUUGGGGGCAUGCUCUUUAUGCUUGAAUAUUUCAAACUUUUUACAUUGUAUUUGAAGAGCAGCCUUAGGAUCUUUGUAAACUUCCAUGGAGGCGUAUGGGUCGAACGUGGCGUCAUCAACACACAUACAACGUAUAUAUACAUGAUACACUUUCUUAUUCUUCUACCAACAUCAUGGCAAGCUGGAUAUUAACUGUGUUGUGGCGAUACUACAACCAUUUCUAGUAUAUACAUUUUGAAAUAGUGGCGCUAAUAUGGAGCAGUUUGGUUAGCAAUCACAGGAGGUGUGUGCAGUGCUGAUGGUGGAUCGAAUAUGAAUUUCUUCCGCUUGCUAAAACAUGUAAAAAAAGUGUUCUGUAUGUGCGCAGAGAAGAGUGGGCCUCUUCGUAAUACAUGGACGCGGCGUUUUCUGCGAAUUUCAAUCGUUAUGGCAUUUCGAAAGCACCCCGAUAUUAUGAGCUCCCUCCUACGCUUUUAUAAAACGCCAUAUACAAUGAGCACUAUUGCUAGAUAGGCUAUCUGAAUACCUUUAGGGGUUCCUUUUUUCACUUCUUCGUCCAUCACUAGUCAUGCGUUUAACAUCCAGCAGGCUGUUAACGAGGGUAGGAGUUGGUUACUUGUUAUCUUGAUCAUUUAUCCAGGUUACAUUUGGGUUCUAUUAGAGAACUCACGAAGGCAUAAAAAAGGCGAUGACGCUUUAUUGCUUUUGCAUUGUGUUACACUGAGGGGUCCUGGGUUCUCAUGGACGUCUCAACAACGUAAAAGCAGGGCUUGAACGCCUUUAGUGUAUUUGAAGCUGUAUCUGGAGACCAGAUAAGCCUUAACAGUGUUCAGUCGGAGUGUUUCGUCCGCUUGGGCGGUCUCUGGGGAGGCCCUGCCGAAUGCCCUACCAGUGCCUAUACAUGCCUACAUGCCUCUUCCUGUGACAGGAAGGUGCGCAGGCACUUAGCUUCACCAAAGAGCUACUAGUCCGCGGCACCCCGAAGAGGUGGCUGGCAUAUACCACCGACACUUUAUUAACAGUUGUUUCCUUCGUUAUCUUUAUUCUUUAAUUACACCCCAUUUCCCUCUUUCUUGAUCAUUUUCGCCUCUUGUUAGCCUUAAAAUUUCAUUACACGAAUCAAUAUACUUCAUGUGAUGGGAGUGUGUUUCAAACAUAGAUUCAUUUUUUUGUUUUAGCUAUUAGUAUUUGUAAUUUCA
Molecule: messenger RNA, 2760 nt
Organism: Phytomonas sp. EM1
Lineage: Eukaryota; Euglenozoa; Kinetoplastea; Trypanosomatida; Trypanosomatidae
Source: the annotation of a GenBank genome assembly